GACGAACAGGCCAAGGAUCAAUCACCACAUACUCCUCCAUAUCAAAUUUUUUCGUCGGAUGCUUUCGUUCAGCAACAGAGCAGUAAUGAAGGAUCAAAUGGUCAAGAGUUUUCGGAUUCGGAUUCCACUUAUUCCAAUUUCGAUUACGAAAAAGAUAACUUACGGACAAUAGAACAAAUACAAAAUUACGAAGUUGAUAACGAAGAUGCUUACAUAAAAAGUAUUCAAUUAUCUCAGGAGGCACGAGAUGCCUCAGAUCCCGUUAAUAAGUUACCUAAAUCUGACAAGCGCCUUUUAAAGAAGUUCUGGAAUUCGGUAUUAUAUUUUGCUUACAAGCUUAACAUUUCAUGCAAUUUUACUUAUUCUUCUUCAAGUGAAACAAAGACAAUCCGUAAAGACAAAUGGGAUAAAGAUUUACAGCCUCUCUUAAAAAAAUAUCAAGCUCAUUUUGAGGGUAAAACAGUGUUCAACACAAUUUUGUUGGAUAGUGCCAUCGAGGAUGUUCUUGCAAAGCCUUAUACAGGCACUUUUAUACAUAAAGAACAUUUUGAUCUAAUAUGGAUCCAGGAUAUACACAAACGUUUUUUGUUUAUUUUUCAAGAACCUAUUAAUUCAUUGUGUGGUUCUGAACAAACUGAACUUUCAUACCGAGAAGAUUUUGUCAAUCCGAUAAUCGCAAAAGUUUUUGAUGACGUUAAGGAUCUAAUUCGAGUGAAGACGGGAGAAGUUGAAAACACAUUAAGCAAAAAUCAACGAAAUGAAACCCGGCAAUAUAAACAAAGAGUUCAAAUUGGGUGUUACCAAGACGGGAUCUAUAAAAUCAACAUAAAUGCUACUGUUUUUGAAAUAAGUUUCUUAGAAAUUGUUGGAAGUGCUAUUUAUAUCGACGUUACAAAGCUAAAAGAAGACACCGAAAAAAGUCAUAUGGAAUAA
Messenger RNA from Acaulospora morrowiae, 933 nucleotides. The record is from the annotation of a GenBank genome assembly. Lineage: Eukaryota; Fungi; Glomeromycota; Glomeromycetes; Diversisporales; Acaulosporaceae.